This is a messenger RNA of Eremothecium cymbalariae DBVPG#7215, 783 nucleotides long. It is a transcript of the gene SPC29, whose product is annotated as Spc29p. The coding region runs from base 1 to 783 and encodes 260 amino acids. The transcript has a single exon. NCBI's taxonomy places the organism in Eukaryota, Fungi, Ascomycota, Saccharomycetes, Saccharomycetales, Saccharomycetaceae. Gene Ontology annotation, cellular component: central plaque of spindle pole body. The record is from RefSeq and is a predicted model, not a curated record. Gene Ontology annotation, molecular function: structural constituent of cytoskeleton. Gene Ontology annotation, biological process: spindle pole body duplication.
AUGGACAGGUCGUCGUAUCUUAAUCGGCCGGAAACUGACGAUACUUUGCAGAAUAUUCGGAAGGAAUACCUCAAUACCAAGCGCAACUUGCAUGACUUGCUCACCAGCAGUCCCACGAGAAUUCCUCAGAGCACACGGGGGGAGCUGGGCGGCAAGGCUGCUGCUGGGCUGCAGCAGCAGCAGGGCGCACAGCUGGCUGCUCAGGAUGCAGAGCAGGACGACCGGCUUCGACAGCAGUUGCGUGAUUACAUGAAUAACCGAGGCCGCCAUAUGGGUGCUCCAGCAAGGUAUCCCUCUGUUGGUGCGGCGGCGCCUCCCGCGCCGCCGCUGCUGCAGGCGGCUGGCGGCGGCAGCGCUGCCGCCGUAGCCCCUGUAGAGGGCUCGUUGCAGAGACAGCUGGACAACCAGAAGCUCAUGUUUGACUCUCUAAAGCGUGAAUUGGACACGCAGCGCACCAUCAACAACAUGUUGUUCCAGCGCUUGGAUCAGCUGGAGGAGGACGUUCGGUAUCUGCGGCACGCGACAAACAACAAGGCUCAGCAGCAGCAAAAUAACAACGUUGGCGGCAACUUCCGUUCGGUAAGCAGUGCGCCGAGUUCGUCGCACACAACAGGAUUCGGUGGUAGUUCAGUGUCUGGUGAUGAUACCAAGGUUUUGCUUGGUUGGGACCAGCCUUCCAACGCCGUGAAACAGCAUCAUCCCCAUCAGCGUUCUCUAUCUAAUUUUGAUGAUAACACUGCAAAGUUGAUCCAGAUGUCUUCUGGGGCGAAACAAAAAUGGUAG